CGUGUGCCGUACAUGUAAAGGAACAACAUCCCGAAGAAGAAGGUUUACACUGUAGCAAAUGUCCAAGGAUUUUUUAUGAUAUAUCCAGAUUAGAAAAACAUCUGCUGUCACACAAAGAUGAAUCGUUAAUGAAUAAUGUGCAUGAUCAGACGACCAACAGAUAUAAAAACAUUGGUAAAUUAUCAGAUAGGCAAUUUUCAUGUCAAGAGUGUGGAAAAAAAUUUGCUACCAGAAGUUCUCAGCAAAUACAGAUGAGGAUACAUACAGGCGAACGUCCUUAUGGGUGCAGUUUUUGUCACAAAGCUUUCACAGAUGGGGGUACUCUCAGAAAACACGAAAGGAUUCAUACUGGCGAGAAACCUUAUGCAUGCGUCAUUUGUCCCAAAGCUUUCAAUCAGAGGGUUGUCUUAAGGGAGCACAUCAGAUCCCUGAUCCAAGUUGUUCUGAUAGAUUUAAUAGUGCAUGUGAUUCAUCAUUGCGAUAUAAAUACUGCAAUGAAACGAAAACCCAAAGCCGGUCCCAGAAAAUACGUUCGCAGAUCCAAAUUGAAAAGCCAAAAGGUUCAAGAACAAGAUGACUAUGACUUUCAAGAGGAGAACGAAGAAGAUGAGCAUCAUCAGCAAAGCGGGACAAUGCCUAACUAUGAAAUAGACAUGGAUAUUAACCAGCCGCAGGACAUGAGAAACACUCUUUCGGAGCAUGAUUCUGUGGAAUAUGAGGACAUGUAUGUCGAUCAAGAAAUGUCACAUUCUUCAACGCCAAUUUUAGAAUUGCCUGAAAUGGAAAAUAGAGAAGAAUUGCGAGAUAAUACCUCAGUCGUUACUUCAAGGGCGAAAAUGAUACAUACUGAAAAAAAACCGAAGAAGAUUAAUCCAGUUGAAACUAGAGGAAGGAAAAAUAAAAAAAAUAUUAAGAAUAUCUUUGAGAAAAUCAAAUAUGGUGAUGCAGAAAUUACUGAAAAAACAAGAAAGUUGAAAGAAGAACAGAGUAUUGGUGAAUUUAGCUUCAAACAAGAAUUUGAACAGUGUGAACAACAAAUUGUAUAUGAAACACCUGAUUUAUUAUAUAUAUUCGCAGAACCCCUUGACCUUUUGGCUCAUGCUGAGGAGCAUGCUCGUGGUUUCGAAUACAGUUGCAUGGUUUGCUCAGAAAAUUUUAUAGAUGAAGAAACGUGUGCCGUACAUGUUAAAGAACAACAUCCCGAAAAAGAAGGUUUACACUGUCGCAAAUGUCCAAGGAUUUUUUAUGAUAUAUCCAGAUUAGAAAAACAUCUGCUGUCACACAAAGAUGAAUCGUUAAUGAAUAAUGUGCAUGAUCAGACGACCAACAGAUAUAAAAACAUUGGUAAAUUAUCAGAUCAGCAAUUUUCAUGUCAAGAGUGUGGAAAAAGAUUUGCUACCAGAAGUUCUCAGCAAAUACAUAUGAGGAUACAUACAGGCGAACGUCCUUAUGGGUGCAGUUUUUGUCACAAAGCUUUCACAGAUGAGGGUACUCUCAGAAAACACGAAAGGAUUCAUACUGGCGAGAAACCUUACGCAUGCGUCAUUUGUCCCAAAGCUUUCAAUCAGAGGGUUGUCUUAAGGGAGCACAUCAGAUCGCACCAUUCGGGCCCUGAUCCAAGUUGUUCUGAUAGUAUGACGCCGUUUCGUUGUACCAUCUACUCGGACAUGUUCUCCGAAUCCCAGGAUUUAAUAGUGCAUGUGAUUCAUCAUUGCGAUAUAAAUACUGCAAUGAAAAGAAAACCCAAAGCCGGUCCCAGAAAAUACGAUCGCAGAUCCAAAUUGAAAAGCCAAAAGGUUCAAGAACAAGAUGACUAUGACUUUCAAGAGGAGAACGAAGAAGAUGAGCAUCAUCGGCAAAGCGGGACAAUGCCCAACUAUGAAAUAGACAUGGAUAUUAACCAGCCGCAGGACAUGAGAAACACUCUUUCGGAGCAUGAUUCUGUGGAAUAUGAGGACAUGUAUGUCGAUCAAGAAAUGUCACAUUCUUCAACGCCAAUUUUAGAAUUGCCUGAAAUGGAAAAUAGAGAAGAAUUGCGAGAUAAUACCUCAGUCGUUACUUCAAGGGCGAAAAUGAUACAUACUGAAAAAAAACCGAAGAAGAUUAAUCCAUUUGAAACUAGAGGAAGGAAAAAUAAAAAAAAUAUUGUGAGAGAAUUUUUGGAAGGUGUCAGACCAAGAACGAAAAAUGUCACUUAUCCUGUUCAAGAACACAGCAAGCCAUCAAUAGCAACUUUUCCUCCCAGGAAUUCUCGAAAAAGAAGGAAAAACCCAAGAUUUCAGGAAGAACUUUAUUCUGACCAUACUGAAAGUUUGGAUGAUUUAGAAGAACAAAUUAAAGAUAAUGUUCCAGAAAAAAGGACUAGAAGAAUAUCUUUGAGAAAAUCAAAUAUUAACAUUGGUGAUGCAGAAAUUACUGAAAAAACAAGAAAGUUGAAAGAAGAACAGAGUAUUGGUGAAUUUAGCUUCAAACAAGAAUUUGAACAGUGUGAACAACAAAUUGUUUAUGAAACACCUGAUUUAUAUGAAAUUCCUGAAUUUCAUUCAGAAACAAUAGUUAAAGAUGAAGCUUCGGAAUAUGCAAAUAUAAUUAGUCCUUCGAAACCGGAAGAUAAGAGAGAUGUUGAAGUUCGGGAUUAUAGUGUGGAGUAUGAAAUUAUCGAUCCUCUUCUGGAAUUAGCAGAAAUAUCUAUGCAACAUGCUAAAAGCGUUAAUAAAUGCGAUAUGUGUAACUCUGUAUUUUUGGAAAAAUCGCAAUUAAUAAGUCAUGUCCAUAUACAUAUCUGAUAAUAUACAAUCUACAUCAUCUUCUGAAAGAAGCUAGGAGCAAUGGAAAAAAUUACAAAUCAACAGAAACAAGUUGAUUGUUGGAGUGUAGGAGGAGGUUUGAGUCAACGGAGCUAAGGACUCCAUUGGCAGAUGAAGUAUGGAGUUUUAGGACGGAAACUUUGUGAAGGAUAUUCUGAAGAAGUUCAAUUACAUUACAAUAAACUUAAUUU
Harmonia axyridis is the source of this 2998-nucleotide messenger RNA. RefSeq names its product zinc finger protein 271-like. Bases 129 to 2786 code for a protein of 885 amino acids. The record is from RefSeq and is a predicted model, not a curated record. Gene Ontology annotation, biological process: regulation of transcription by RNA polymerase II. The transcript is spliced from 5 exons. NCBI's taxonomy places the organism in Eukaryota, Metazoa, Arthropoda, Insecta, Coleoptera, Coccinellidae. Gene Ontology annotation, molecular function: RNA polymerase II cis-regulatory region sequence-specific DNA binding; DNA-binding transcription factor activity.